Molecule: messenger RNA, 518 nt
Organism: Piliocolobus tephrosceles (Ugandan red Colobus)
Lineage: Eukaryota; Metazoa; Chordata; Mammalia; Primates; Cercopithecidae
Product: mpv17-like protein
Exons: 2
Biological process (GO): mitochondrial ribosome assembly
Cellular component (GO): cytoplasm; membrane; mitochondrion
Source: RefSeq, a predicted model, not a curated record
UCAGGAGCAUCUGGAGGGGGCAGGUGCAGGUGCGGGCGGCGCCAACUCAGGGCUGCUGGAGGCCCAGGAGGCUCGGACGCCGUGCAGGAAGCUGCUGACCACGCCGGCUCCUGAUCGCAGGCGCACACAGCGCGGACAUGGCGGGCUGGUGGCCGGCAUUCUCGCGCGCGGCCCGGCGCCACCCGUGGCCCACCAACGUACUGCUCUACGGCUCGCUCUUCACUGCCGGGGACGCGCUGCAGCAGCGGCUGCAGGGCGGCGAGGCCGACUGGCGCCAGACGCGGAGCGUGGCCACGUUGGUGGUGACCUUCCACGCCAACUUCAACUACGUGUGGCUGGGCCUGCUGGAGCGCGCGCUCCCGGGCCGCGCGCCGCGCGCGGUGCUGGCCAAGUUGCUCUGCGACCAGGUGGUCGCUGCGCCCAUCGCGAUCUCGGUCUUCUACGCCGGUAUGAGCAUUCUCCAGGAAAAGGAUGACAUAUUUUUGGACCUGAAACAGAAAUUCUGGAAUACCUAUCUG